This is a messenger RNA of Loxodonta africana (African savanna elephant), 817 nucleotides long. It is a transcript of the gene RGS21, whose product is annotated as regulator of G protein signaling 21. The coding region runs from base 1 to 459 and encodes 152 amino acids. NCBI's taxonomy places the organism in Eukaryota, Metazoa, Chordata, Mammalia, Proboscidea, Elephantidae. The transcript has 4 exons. The record is from RefSeq and is a predicted model, not a curated record.
AUGCCAGUGAAAUGUUGUUUCAACAGGUCACCAUCCUCAGAAGCAAUGGCGUGGUCAGAAAACAUGGACACGCUUUUAGCCAACCAAGCUGGUCUAGAUGCUUUUAAAACAUUUUUAAGAUCAGAGUUUAGUGAAGAAAAUGUAGAAUUCUGGCUCGCCUGUGAAGAUUUCAAGAAAACAGAAAGUGCAGAAAAAAUUGCUUCCAAAGCCAAGAUGAUUUAUUCUGAAUUCAUUGAAGCUGAUGCCCCUAAAGAGAUUAACAUUGACUUCAGUACCAGGGACCUCAUCUCAAAGAAUAUUGCGGAACCAACGCUCAAAUCCUUUGAUGAGGCUCAGAAAUUAAUCUACAGCCUCAUGGCCAAGGAUUCUUUUCCACGAUUUCUAAAGUCAGAGGUUUAUAAGAAACUGGUAAAUAGCCAACAGGUUGGAAAUCAUAAAAAAUGGCUCCCUUUCUUGUGAAGAAGGUAAAUGAUAAGCUAAUGAUCAGGAUAUAUUUUUGGGGGAAAACAAAUAAUAGGGGAGAUUAGUUCUCAAGCAUUAUAUUUCAAAGUUUUUUUUUUUUUAAAAUAUUCAGUGACAAUGUAAGUUUUUCUAGGGUUUAGAAUUUUUUUUUACUGAAUUUUGAAGUAAUUUGUUUAGAAUUUAUUCCUUUUUCCAGGUACUUAAAAAUCUCCUACUGGGAGAAUACAGAAACGGUUCGUAGAGAUAUAAUACACUCUCGAACCAUAUGUGGAUAUUCUUACGACUUCAUAAAUUCAAGAAGUUAUAUAUUUUCAUGCUGCCGUGUGGGAGACUGUUUAGCAUCGUAUAUGUGAUU